Molecule: messenger RNA, 1071 nt
Organism: Guyanagaster necrorhizus
Lineage: Eukaryota; Fungi; Basidiomycota; Agaricomycetes; Agaricales; Physalacriaceae
Exons: 3
Coding region: 105-875 (256 amino acids)
Biological process (GO): AMP biosynthetic process; ATP biosynthetic process
Molecular function (GO): bis(5'-nucleosyl)-tetraphosphatase (asymmetrical) activity
Source: RefSeq, a predicted model, not a curated record
CCCUUCACUAGUAAUACUAACCGAUCUGUGCCACACCGUAGCUCGUGACCAGAAAUAGAAAUCGUCACCACCAUGGCGAACCCCUUUCAGACUUACUGUCAACCAUGGCUGGGAACGUCAUUUCUCAGCUCCAAAAAGUCCCUCUCGCCGAACCUCAACCACACAUAUUCUCCUCAUGGAGCAGCCCCGCCGUACCUUACAGUGGAUUUGCUUCCCAGGACUUCCUAUUAGGCGCAGGCAUGGUCAUAUUACAGCCAUCCUCGAACAGAGUUGUCGUCGUGUACGAUUCUCGCACCAAGGAGUACUUUCUACCACGAGGGCGGAAAGACUUGGGCGAGUCUUUGGAACAGACCGCGCUUCGAGAGGCGUACGAGGAGUCAGGAUAUAAAGCCGAACAUAUGCGCCUUUUCAAACCGACUCACCAACCACUAUCACCACAAGACCCGAGCGCUUCUUCGAACGGACCUAGACUGAAUAGCGAGCCUUUGUACAUCACCGUGGAUUCGUGGGCACCGAAGUCACGUAACGGACGUGUCAUUGAUUCCGGUGGCGAAUACUUUGUCUUUUGGUAUCUAGGAUAUAUCGGUGCGGAUGCAGUGAGUAGCUACACAACACCCAGUUUCUGCGGCAUCUAUUCAAUUCGCCAAAUUCAGGUUCAUGUCCCUGGAACGGGGAUGCCUGACGAAAAGACCUUUUCCGCUGCAUUAUACACAAUCAAAGAUGCAAAGGGGCUGCUGUUCAAAAAUGAGAGAAAGGUUUUAGAUUAUGCUUGGGCGGUCUACGCUGAACACCACAGGUAUCUGGAUACACUGAAGCUUAUAGAAAAGUCGAAGAAAGACGAGAAGUCUGGCUCAAAACUAACGCCCAGUAAGUAGAUUAAAUGAAAAUGGCUUCUGUACUCCAUGACCAAUCCCCCUGAGCUGCGAGUCCUGCCUUCUUGCGAUUAUAGAUUUUGGAGUGUUCACCGUGUACCUCUAAAUGUCAAGGUCGAUUGAAAAACAUGUGAUCCUGAGCCUAGGCGAGCAGACGUCCCUACUAGGUAGUAUGGGCCUGCUCUUUAGCCGAACUAGC